UCGUGGGUGCGGGGCAUGCGGGACGGAGAGCCCGAAGCUGUUGCUUAAAGAGAAGCGGCUGAAGCAGGGAGGCUGGCCAGCCAGCCAGCCAUGGACCCCGCCGGGCAGCCCCCGCAGCAGCAGCCUCCGUCGGCCGCCUCUCAGCAGCAGCAGCCGCCUUCGGGGCAGCCCCCUCAAGCCACGGCGCCCCAGCAGCAACAGGCCACCGGCGGCAGCGCCGUCUCCGGAGCUCCCCCGGCCGGGCACCAGAUCGUCCACGUCCGGGGCGACUCGGAGACCGACUUGGAGGCUCUUUUCAACGCCGUCAUGAACCCCAAGGGCGCCAACGUGCCCCACACGCUGCCCAUGAGGCUCCGCAAGCUGCCCGACUCCUUCUUCAAGCCUCCCGAGCCCAAGGCCCACUCCCGCCAGGCCAGCACCGAUGCAGGGACAGCAGGAACCCUGACUCCUCAGCAUGUCCGUGCUCAUUCUUCUCCAGCCUCGCUGCAGCUGGGCACUGUCUCUCCAGGGACACUCACCCCCACUGGUGUCGUUUCUGGAGCCUCACCUUCUUCUCAGCAUCUUCGCCAGCCAUCUUUUGAAAUUCCUGAUGAUGUGCCUCUACCACCUGGCUGGGAGAUGGCAAAAACUCCUUCUGGUCAGAGAUACUUUCUGAACCACAUUGAUCAGACGACAACAUGGCAGGAUCCACGGAAGGCCCUCCUCUCCCAGAUGAACGUUACAGCCCCCACAAGCCCUCCAGUGCAACAGAACAUCAUAAAUUCAGCAUCAGGCCCGCUCCCUGAUGGAUGGGAACAAGCCAUGACCCAGGAUGGAGAAAUUUACUACAUAAACCAUAAGAACAAGACCACAUCUUGGCUAGAUCCAAGGCUUGACCCACGCUUUGCUAUGAGCCAGAGAAUCAGCCAAAGCGCUCCAAUGAAGCAGCCACCUCCAUUAGCCCCUCAGAGCCCACCUGGUGGUGUGCUGGGAAGUGGCAGCUCCAAUCAGCAGCAACAGAUGAGGCUACAGCAGCUGCAGGUGGAAAAAGAGAGGCUGCGACUGAAACACCAAGAACUGCUGCGGCAGGUGAGGCCACAGGCAUUGCGGAAUAUCAAUCCCAGCACAGCAAAUUCUCCAAAACGUCAGGAAUUGGCUCUCCGAAGUCAGCUUCCCAGCAUGGAGCAAGAUGGCGGCUCUCAGAAUCCAGUGUCCUCUCCUGGAAUGUCUCAAGAACUGAGAACUAUGACCACAAAUAGUUCCGAUCCUUUUCUUAACAGUGGAACUUUUCACUCAAGAGAUGAGAGCACAGACAGUGGCCUCAGCAUGAGCAGUUACAGUGUCCCCAGAACUCCAGAUGACUUUCUCAACAGUGUCGAUGAAAUGGAUACAGGUGAUAGUAUCAACCAAAGCAACAUCCCUUCGCAUCAGAACCGUUUUCCAGAUUACCUCGAAGCCAUUCCAGGGACAAACGUGGACCUUGGGACGCUGGAAGGAGAUGCCAUGAAUAUAGAAGGAGAGGAGCUGAUGCCAAGCCUGCAGGAGGCUCUGAGCUCUGAUAUCCUGAAUGACAUGGAGUCUGUACUGGCAGCCACCAGGCUAGAUAAAGAAAGCUUUCUUACCUGGUUAUAGGGGCCUCAGGGAGACAAAGUCUGAAAUCUUUGAAGGAUCUAAGGAGAUAAGACAUGUACCUGAUGUUGAGAACAAGCCUGUGCGGCAAAGGCUUUCUUGGCUUACGAUCAGAGAAGAAAACAAGUAAAUGAACAAAAUACUCCAGAUUCUUUUCAUCCAACAUUUUGUUCUUCCUUGUCCAAUCGCUGCUAUUAUACUGCUGACCUCUUUUCACAGUUGACUCUGAAGAAUUAGACUGUUUUAUCCCCCCCCGCCCCCCCCCGCCCUGCUGUUGCAGCUACUGUUCAACAUGGUGGUGAUGGAGGGGGAGGUGAGAAGUAGCAAGAGAAUAGACCAGCCCUGUUUUUGGAUGACGACUGCCAUUCCUUUCUGCCCUGCUACCUGUAAUGCAUAUCCUUUAAAAAAAAACAAAACUAAUGAGGAUUUUGUUGCAUGCCCCUACUUGCAGCUGGACUUCCGUGUUGUUUUGCCUGCGACAAGUGGCAACAAAUGCGACUUACUGGCUUGGCGAGCCAAAAACGACGUAUCUGAUGGGGCAAAAAGAGUUGGUGCUGAUUUGGAGGCAAGCAUCAGAAGAGACAGCUUGUUAGCCUUGGAUGCUGUACCCACCAGGCACAGGGGCUGCUUGAUCACCAUUUAAAUGAAUGGGAGUUGCAUGGCAGCAGCAUUUGCUGGAUCAUGCCCAUUGUUAGCUAAUUAUUAGCUUUCCCUGUUGGCUUGCUCACCUUUUAUUGCACCAUAAAUCAUGAGUCAUUUUGCAUAAACUUUAUGAAUCUUGAUUGUUACCUCUUACUCUAGCUUUUUUCCCCUUUCUGAAUCUUAGAUUUUUUUUUUAAUUAUAGCAGUAGGUGUUUGUAAGUUAACUUUUUUUUAAAAGUAGUGAAACCAAAAUUUCCUGACUUCACUUAGUCUUAUUUAAAUCUGAAAUGGUUGACUUUUUUAUAUCUAAUCUAGUGUAGUCAGCCAGAAUAUCUAUUAGUCCUAUGUUGUGCUUGUAACUAUUUUUUUUUUAAAGAUAGCUUUGAAUGUAUUCAUUAGACUACAGGAUCCAUGGCUUAUCUUUUAUGUUUUUACUGCCAGAAUUUGAAGUAAAGAUCUUCUUAGGGACCUUGUCCUAAAUUCACUUCCUUCCUUCAAAAUUUUAGCUCCGCUUGUUUCAAGAGGAACUUGCAUCUGUCUAAUGUUCAGGAUUGCCAUUUAAAGAGUAGCCAGUUGUAUGGAAGCUUUUUUUUUAAAGUGAUAAUUUUUUAAAAAAAACACAGCAACUAUUAUGCUAUGAAGUUUCAUCAUGGAACAGCUCUUGCAAUUGUGGGAAGAGCUUUUAUAGCGUUGAUGAAAUUGGUGGCUUGAAAUUCCAAAGUCCCUGAUGGAUAAAAAGGACAAAAGAUGCUUUUCCCUGUAGUUAGUUUUCAUAUCAUCUGCACUGUCACCUGAGUUUACAAUACUGGCAAGACACUAAAGUUUUAAGGUGCAUCAAAAGCAUAGUUUAAGGUGCAUCGGAAGCCGAAUGGUGCAUAUUAGAAGACUGUAAAGAUACGUGUUAGAGUGCGAGGUGAGCAAGUAGAAGAGUAUUUUAGUUGUAGAGGUUAGUUAGCACUGAGAUCGAGGGCCUAGUACAUCUUGACGUCAUGACUUUUAACAGGAAAUAAUUGCCUUCGCAGUUGUCUGCGGGAAUGGUAUGACAUGUUUUCCAAAGAGUAUUUUUAAGAGAACAAAAAGAGCAUGAAUCAAUGUUAUGGUAUAAGCUAUGAAGUAUUUCUGUGGUUUUUU
Messenger RNA from Heteronotia binoei (common prickly gecko), 3381 nucleotides. RefSeq names its product Yes1 associated transcriptional regulator (gene YAP1). Gene Ontology annotation, molecular function: transcription coactivator activity; protein binding; transcription corepressor activity. The coding region runs from base 91 to 1611 and encodes 506 amino acids. Gene Ontology annotation, cellular component: nucleus; cytoplasm. NCBI's taxonomy places the organism in Eukaryota, Metazoa, Chordata, Lepidosauria, Squamata, Gekkonidae. Gene Ontology annotation, biological process: positive regulation of transcription by RNA polymerase II; hippo signaling. The record is from RefSeq and is a predicted model, not a curated record. The transcript has 9 exons.